ACAUCCGGUUUAGAAGCCUUUCAUAGCCUUCUGAUUCGUUUUGCUCCCAAGUCUGUGGGCUAUAGUGCACGAACAAUGCGGAACAGAGUCUACUUGGCCAUUCUCCACUUUAACGAGAACGCGUCGAGACAACAUGCCAUGACUGAGGAAGGGGAGCCCCGAUACAGAGUGAAGGUAUCAAAAAUUUACAAGCAGGAGCAUGUUGCACUGCCCAUCAAAGAAGAACCAACGUUUCGUUACUUUGACGAGCUUGUAGACAAAUGUGUACAGCUGUGCAACACGUGGGACACAUUCAAUGGUGCUUUUGAGGCAUACUCAUGUAAUGAUCCACCAUUCCUAACGGAGACUAACCCUGCACCCCCAAAAACAGAACUGAUUUCAGCACGGCAACAUCGACUGGGACCUUGCAGCUGCCUUCAGUGUACUCUCAAGGCCUAAAACCAGUGUAGCUGCCUGAGGGUGAUGGGAAGUUGUUCCGUAUCGCCAUCACCGCACAUGACGGGAGCACCCGCCUGUCUUCUUCGGGAAGUG
Molecule: messenger RNA, 531 nt
Organism: Ornithodoros turicata
Lineage: Eukaryota; Metazoa; Arthropoda; Arachnida; Ixodida; Argasidae
Exons: 4
Coding region: 76-438 (120 amino acids)
Source: RefSeq, a predicted model, not a curated record